CGUAGUCGCAGUAAUUUUUAGAUUUUUAAUUUAAAAUUUUAGCAACACCAAUGCAGCUGUAUAGCCUGACAAUGCUGCCAGUGGCCACGCUGCUUGGCCUACUGCUGCUCUGUGGCCCAACGCACGCGUGGCACUCGGAGGAAUUGGAAAUAUUUGACUUGAUCGAAGAGGUCAACAAGAAUUUUUACGAAUUCAUGGGCAUAAAUCAAAAUGCCACGAAUAAUGAGAUAAAGCGCGCGUUUCGUACUCUGUCCAUUGUGCUGCACCCGGACAAGAGCAACGCUGAGGAUGCCAACAUACAGUUUCGAAAUUUAGUCUCCAUCUAUGAAGUGCUGAAGGAUGGCUCCAAGCGUGAGAAGUAUGACAAGGUUCUGCGCGACGGCAUGCCCAACUGGAAGUCUGCACUCUAUUACUAUCGUCGCAUGCGUAAAAUUGGCCUAUACGAGGGCGCUUUUAUUCUUUUCCUCAUCAUCACUGUGGGCCAGUAUCUCUUCGCAUGGGCAGCUUAUCUAGAGAAGAAGUACACCGCCGAGCAAGUGUUUGGCACCAAGCUAAAGAAACUGCAAAAGCGCAAUAAAAACAUUGAUAUGGAUGUCAUACUAAGCGAAAUACCUUUACCAUCCAUGCUCAAUACGCUGCCAUUCCAAAUACCAAUGGCCAUUUGGCAUUUGCCCGGAACCAUAAAGAACUUUUUCAGCAAGGCCAAUGAACUUAAGGAACUGGCGCUAGAGAAGCGCAGGCAAGAACUGGAGGCUGCUCGCCGGCAAGAGGAAUUGGAGCGAGAGGCGGAGGAGCAGGUACGCUUACGCAAAGAACAUAAAGAAAAUUUGCGCAAGCGUAAGCAAAAUACCAAAGCACCAGAAAAAACAGAAGAAGAGUUGCGUGGUUAUUCCCAAAUACAGGCACGUGAACUAACCGAGGAUGAUGCCAUACGGCCGGCAACUCAAAAGAGCACCGUCAGCGGCGGCUUCUGGACGGACGAGGAUCUAACUGAGCUCAUACGCUUGGUUAAGAAAUAUCCAGGCGGUGCGGGCAGUCGCUGGAACACCAUAGCCGAGGCCAUGAAUCGGAGCGUGCAAGAGGUUACAUUUAUGGCGGCAAAGAUGAAAGAGAAUGGCUAUCGCAUACCAGGACAAACGGACAGCGUGGCUGAAACCAUUGUGCAGGAAUCACAGCAGGCGGUGCGCAAGGAGAAAGUAAAGAAGGGAGAGAAGAGCAUGCUCAUACCAGAGACCAACUGGUCGCAGGAGCAGCAGCGCGCCUUGGAGGCGGCAAUUGUCAAGUAUCGCAAAACAGCUGGCGGCGAUCGUUGGCAAAAGAUUGCCAACAGCGUGCCGGAGAAGACCAAAGAGGAGUGCCUAGUGCGCUACAAAUAUCUUUGCGAGCUGGUGAAAACGCAAAAGAAAGCAGAGGAGGAAAAUGCUGAAGAUGAGCUGGGAGAGGAAAACAACACUGCGGCGUCAGAGACAGAAUCGCUGCAUGUAGAACCAGAGCAACCAGAGCCUGUGGAAGCGGCAGCCACUAAAAAGCUUAGCAAACGCGAGAAGCGCCGACGCAAACGUGACAUGUCCAGUGACGAGGACUCAGAUGAUGCAUAGCAGUAAUACAGUUAAUCGCAUUAAGCUUAGACAACUACAAAUGCUCGCCAUGCUCUCCUAAGACCUAGACCUAAGCUUCUUCCCAUACCAUACGCACCAGACAUUCAUCAGAGCGAGAUAGCUGCAGGCAAGCAUAGACUAGAGCGAGAAAGGUAUACUUUGCAAUGGAAAUGUAACAUAGAGACAUUGGUUCUAAGUAAAUUUUAGUUUAACUGACUGAGAAGCACAAAAUCAGCUGCCAAAUGUACUAAUCUAUAUCAAUCAAGAGAAACUUUUUGCUUUAGUAUUUGUAUGAUCAUAAGAUUUGGUUCGUGACAUAAUAUCAUUAGAUGGUUGUUAGCAGU
This is a messenger RNA of Drosophila busckii, 1942 nucleotides long. RefSeq lists its product as uncharacterized. The record is from RefSeq and is a predicted model, not a curated record. Gene Ontology annotation, cellular component: endomembrane system. The coding region runs from base 51 to 1598 and encodes 515 amino acids. NCBI's taxonomy places the organism in Eukaryota, Metazoa, Arthropoda, Insecta, Diptera, Drosophilidae. The transcript is spliced from 3 exons.